Molecule: messenger RNA, 4557 nt
Organism: Cottoperca gobio
Lineage: Eukaryota; Metazoa; Chordata; Actinopteri; Perciformes; Bovichtidae
Gene: kif4
Product: kinesin family member 4
Exons: 31
Coding region: 226-3951 (1241 amino acids)
Biological process (GO): microtubule-based movement; spindle elongation; mitotic spindle organization
Cellular component (GO): microtubule associated complex
Molecular function (GO): microtubule binding; ATP binding; microtubule motor activity
Source: RefSeq, a predicted model, not a curated record
GAAGAAGAAGGAGGAGGAGCUGAGUGUUUGAAAGUGGCGGGCAGUAACAACAUCCAUCUCAAAGAGCAGGACAAAACUUAAUCAAAUAAGCCGCUACAAGGUAUAUUCAGAAGUAGACGAUUUAUUAAGAGUGUUUUAUAUUAGUGCUGACCAUUACCAAACAGAAAGGCUGAAUGCAGGUUUCGUGAUAUUUAAACGUUGGCACUGGAGAAAAGGUCUUGCAUCAUGACAAAUGAGGAUGAUAAGGGGAUACCAGUGCGGGUUGCCUUGCGAUGCCGCCCGUUGGUACCUAAAGAAAUCAACGAGGGAUGUCAGUGCUGUCUCACUUUCGUUCCUGGAGAGCCACAGGUGAUCGUUGGCACAGAGAAGGCGUUCACCUAUGAUUACGUGUUUGAUUCCACUGCUGAACAAGAAGAGGUCUUCAAUACAACUGUGUCCCCCUUAUUGUGUGGGCUUUUCAAAGGCUACCAUGCCACAGUUCUUGCAUACGGACAGACGGGAUCAGGGAAGACUUUUUCCAUGGGAGGAACAUACACAUCAGCUCAAGAAACGGAUCCUUCAGUCGGAGUUAUUCCACGCGUUAUCAAAAGGAUCUUUGAGGAAAGGGAGAAGAGGGCAGAUUGUGAAUUGUGUCUGGUUGUAUCUUACCUGGAGAUCUAUAAUGAAGACAUAUUGGACUUACUGUGUACAUCUAAAGAUAAACUUGGCCUCAGCAUUAGAGAAGACCCUAAAGAGGGCAUUAAGAUCGUGGGUUUAACAGAGAAGCAGGUGUUCUCUGCCCAAGAGAUGGUUUGUUGCCUGGAGGUUGGAAAUUGUGCUCGCACCGUGGGUUCCACUGCCAUGAACGCCGCUUCUUCACGCUCGCAUGCUAUCUUCACUAUCACACUGGAGCAGCGCAGAGGGACAGACAAAGCCGACUCGGUUGUUUCAAAAUUGCACCUUGUGGAUUUGGCUGGUUCAGAAAGGCAAAAGAAAACCAAAGCGGAGGGAGAUCGUUUAAAGGAAGGCAUCAGCAUCAAUCGUGGCCUUUUGUCUUUGGGUAAUGUGAUCAGUGCCUUGGGGGAUGAAAGCAAGAAAAGCAGCUUUGUUCCUUACAGAGACUCCAAACUCACCCGCCUGCUUCAAGAUGCUCUGGGAGGCAAUAGCCACACUUUGAUGAUUGCGUGCAUCAGUCCUGCAGACUCAAACAUGGAGGAGACCAUCAACACGCUGCGAUAUGCUGACAGAGCUCGCAAGAUUAAAAACAAACCUAUAGUAAACAUUGACCCCAGAGCUGCAGAGAUGAACCGUUUGAAACAACAGGUUCAGGAGCUGCAGGUGAUGCUACUUCAUGCCCGUGGAGGAGUAGCUCCAGUGCUCUCUGGGCCAGAGUCAACGGAGAAGGUGACCAAGCUGUUGGACAGGAAUCGCUCUCUGCAGGAUGAGAACAAUAAACUAAGCAGGGAGCUGAGUGAGGCAGCUGGACAGACUGCCUUCAUGUUCGAGAAAAUCAUCAUGACCGAACAGGAAAAUGAGAAACUGCAGAGCAGAAUGGAACAACUGCGGGACCAUGCAGCCUGCACAGUGGAUCUUGAGAAAGUGUUGGAGACACUGGAGGACCAGGAGUUGAAGGAGAACGUAGAGGUGAUGAGGAACCUGCAAGACAUCAUCUUGGAGCUCAAGAAUGAGAGUGUUGGCAUCGCCGCCUCCAUCGAUGCGAUGGCUGCAGGAGAGGAUGGAACCGAGGUGUCCGGGAAUGGCAGUAAAAAUGAUGAAUCGGAUGUCACUGGCAUUGUUGGUAAGGACUCUCCGGAGGGCUUUACUACCCACCAUGCACUGCGGCAGGCCCAGCUCUCCAAGGAACUGAUAGAGCUGAACAAAGUGUUGAGCUUGAAGGAAGCUUUUGUGAGGAAAAUGUGCCAGAAUGACACCAAGCUGGAGCCAAUGCAAUUACAGCACCAGGAAAAUGUUCACAGUCUUCAGACAUCAGUGGAUUCUCUGCAGAAGGAGAAAGAGGAACUCGUUCUCGCCCUUCAGUCUGCAAAGAAAGACACUAACCAUGCUAAGCUCAGUGAGCAGCGGAGGAAGAGACUGCAGGAGCUUGAAGGCCAGCUCGUCGACAUGAAGAAGAAACUUAUUGACCAAUCCAAAAUGCUGAAACUCAAAGAGACCUCCGUUAAGAAAGUUGGCAAUCUCAUACAGGAGAUACAGGCUAUGAAGAACCAGCGUACACAGCUGAUGAGGCAGAUGAGAGAGGACUCUGACAAAUUCAGACAGUGGAAGAGCAUUAAGGACAAGGAGGUGCUGCAGCUAAAGGAGAAGGAUCGUAAACGCCAGUAUGAGUUGCUUAAACUUGAAAGGGAUUUCCAGAAACAAGCCAAUGUUCUGCGUCGUAAAACUGAGGAGGCUGCGGCUGCAAACAAGCGGUUGAAAGAUGCGCUACAGAAGAGAAGUGAGGUGGCAGAUAAACGCAACAGAGGAAUGGAGGGAGCUUCUGCAAGAGUUAAGGCGUGGCUUCUCAAUGAAGUGGAAGUGAUGGUGAGCACAGAGGAGGCCCGGCGCCACCUCAAUGAUCUGCUGGAGGACAGAAAGGUCUUGGCUCAGGAGAUAAACCAUCUCAAGCAGCAGAUCGAGGCAGGGGACCGACCCGCUGCCAAAAUCAGGCGUCGGACAUUGCUCAUCUCUGAGCUGGAGACCCAGGGGGCGCUGGAAACACCUCUGACCAAACAGGUGGAGAACCUGGAGACGGAGAUAGUCCUCAGGAAUGCCCAGAUAGCUGACCUUCAGCAGAAAGUUCUUGUGGCAGACGGCGAGGGUCGUAUGAAACAGCGCUUCGAUAGCAUCACAAGCAUAGUCGAUGCUAAGUGUGCCCUUAAACUCCUCAUGUCUGAGGUGGUGUCUGCUAAAACAGCCAGUGGCAAGCUGGAGAGCGAGCACAAACAGGAGUUGGUAAAUGCACAAGAUUUGAGCAAGAUGCUGGCAGAAGAGAGAAAUGUGAUGUCCACCAUGGACAUGGAGCACCAGCUGCAGUUGGUGGAACUAGAGCAGAGGCAUCAAGAGAAGGUGCUUUACCUCCUUAACCAGCUACAGAACCAAACCACAUCUGAAGAAGCCAAAACAAGGCAGAAAGAUGAGGAGAGAGAGAAGGAGAAGGAGCUUCUCCAGCGCCUUGAAGUUCAGGAAGAAGAGCUUGAAAAGCUACGAGAAUUGAGUGGGCAGAACCAGACACUGCUGGAGCAGAACGAGCAAUACAAACAGAAACUCUCAUUGCUCCACCUGACGAGUGGAAAGAAAAUCCUUGUCCCAACGACCAACAAUGAAAAGAACCCAGAUGACUCGUUUGAGUACGUUCCUCCAAAGCCUAAAGGGAAGCGCUUCACCACAGCCAAAGUACCGCAAAAUGUGACCAUCAACAUGGAAGAGCUGAUGUCUGCCAGUGAGGAUGAGAAUGAGCAGGAAGUGGACGAUUGGCGUCCUGGGAAACUUGAGAAGGGACGCAGAAACUCAAAGAAACCAAAAGCAAACGGGUGUGCAUGUAAAGGUCGCUGCAGCAACAGGUGCUGCAGGUGCCGCAAAGGGAAGAUGACAUGCGGAGAGAACUGCCAUUGUGAUCAUGAGAAGUGUCGAAAUAUGGAUAACCAGGUGCUUGCUGAGGAUGGGAGUCAGACAGAAGGUGUUUCCAGAGACUCUCUUCAGGAUCCCACAGCCGUCAGCCCAGACAACUCCACAUUCUUCAAGCCGCCGUCUUGUACACCCACUAAGAAGGUGCUGAAAGAAAUCGGAGACAUGGGACACGGCACUGCAGACCUGGCGUUGGUCAGGAAACCUUCCUUUGCAGAGGAAGACGAGGAGGAGGAGGAUAAUGGUGAGGACAGAACAACAGCCAGCUUCCUCAAGAAGAAGAAACGGAUCCUGACCAGUUUCCAGAACAGUUUCUUCUCCGGAUGCGCUCCGAUCAGAGAGGAAUCUUAAUCAGAACAGAGCAGGGUAGGGCUUCUUUACCCUAAGUGUCCAUAUGUGUGUGUGUGGUUUCAAUGUUUUGUCAGUCUGUUUUUUAUAUGUAACAUGAAAGUAGCUGUUGAUUCUAAGACACUUUGUUUUGUGUGUAGGGUAACAAAAGGACUGAAUAGCACAGAGUCUUUUUACUGGAAUUCACAAUGAGAUGAUCAAUGAAACCUGUACAUAAUAAGUUAGUUUAACGUGUUAGAUAUUUCCUAUAAAGUAAGACUACAUUUACUUUGCUUAUUUGUAAAAAUCAGUAGUCUACUAAUUUACAGUCGCAGUUUUACUGAGUACUAUUCAGCACAUUAUGAUAACACGUCGUCUUGGGGAUCCACCUUUUUCACUGUGAUUUUACUGUUAGAGCUGAAUAAAGUCUUACUGUCACAUCUUGUUUUUAAGGCACAAACUGUUUUUCUUUUCGUCUGAACGUGUUCCAGUUAUUAAUAUUUCAGUAUAAGUUGAUGGUAAAUAAUUAAUCUGUUAUGAAUUAAUGUUUCACGGUUUGUUUUUUAGUGCCAGCUGAUUUGUAGUGGAAAGCUUUUUAGACAUUUCAUUAAAAAAAAUGAAUCUUUAAAA